Molecule: messenger RNA, 1977 nt
Organism: Rhodofomes roseus
Lineage: Eukaryota; Fungi; Basidiomycota; Agaricomycetes; Polyporales; Fomitopsidaceae
Exons: 11
Coding region: 1-1977 (658 amino acids)
Biological process (GO): protein peptidyl-prolyl isomerization
Molecular function (GO): protein binding; peptidyl-prolyl cis-trans isomerase activity
Source: RefSeq, a predicted model, not a curated record
AUGUCAGAAAGUGAACAAGAUGUAUCUGUGCUUGGAAAGCGGUCGCGAGGCGGCCAGGAAGACGUAAAAGACGAGACUAUGGACAGCUCGCAGGUCCCGGCGAAGGAGGAAGAGGAGGACGAUGAUGAUGACGUUGGACCGAUGCCCAUGCCUGCGGAAGCUAGCGGGAAUGGUAUUGCUAAGAAGAGACGAAAAGUCUUGCCUCACGAGAAGCUCUACUUGGACCAUCUCCCGAGUGCGGAUCGCUACCACAAAAGCUUCAUGCACCGGGAUGUAGUCAACUUCAAUAUUAUGACGAAAACGGACUUCCUGCUGACCACUUCCGUGGACGGUCAUCUCAAACUGUGGAAAAAGCAGGAACAGGGUAUCGAGUUUGUAAAACAUUACCGGGCACACCUCGCUCCGAUUGUUGGAGUGUCUGCCAGCGUGGAUGGGCAGCUAUUCGCGAGUGUGGCUGAAGACGGCACGGCGAAGGUCUUCGAUGUGGUCAAUUUCGACAUGAUCAACAUGAUCAAACUGGGCUACACGCCCCAUGCAUGUUGCUGGGUUCACAAACGUGGUCAAGCCCAGGGUUUGCUUGCGGUCUCAGAUCGGAACUCCGGCACCAUACGACUCUACGACGGGCGUGGCAAUGACCAGCCGCUGGAGACAGUCGACAAGCUGCACCGAUUCCCCGUGCACGUCAUGACUUACAAUGACAGAUUUGACUGCGUGAUUUCUGCUGAUGAAGGCGGCUUCGUCGAGUAUUGGCAACCCAGAGAGCCGUUCGAGCUGCCGAAGAACGUACCCGGGCUUUGGUCGUUCAAGAGCACGACUGGCCUUUACGACUUCAAGAAGUCAAAAUCAACGCCGACAUGCAUCACACUCUCACCGGACUCAUCAUCGUUUGUGACCUUCUCACUUCCCGACCGUCAGAUCCGCAUCUUCUCGUUCCUCUCGGGAAAGCUCACCCGGAAGUACGACGAAUCUUUGGAGGCAAUCCAAGAGAUGCAGCAAGCUGAAACGGCUAUCUACAAGGUGGAAGACAUGGAGUUCGGGCGGCGCCUUGCUGCCGAGCGGGAGUUGGAGCUUCCGGGCCCGGAUGGGCACGUACCCGGGCGGUGGAUCAACGCUGUUUGGGAUGAGAGCGGGGCCUUUGUGCUCUAUCCAACCCUGCUUGGGAUCAAGGUGGUUAACACUGUUACGAACCGCGUCGUGCGCCUUUUGGGGAAGGACGAGACCGUCCGGUGGAUGAAUCUGACGCUGUAUCAAGGGGCUCCCGCGAAGAAAGGGUUGACGACUGCGGCGGCGGCCGCGUCCGCUAACCCGCUUUUGGCGGAGAAGGCUAUGAGGGAUCCUACGCUCGUCAGCACCGGGUAUAAGCGACAGCGAUUCUACAUGUUCACUCGCUCCGAGCCAGAGGAUGACAAGUCCGGAGACCGUGAUAUCUUCAACGAGCGACCUACUCGUGAGGAGCAGACAGUUGCGUCAUCCACAACUGCUGUCGGGAAGGGCGGGCCCUCUCCUAUUGCGAACGCCGCCACCAUUCACACGACACACGGUGACAUCCAUAUGAGGCUCUUCCCUCAGCAAGUGCCGAAGGCCGUGGAGAACUUCGUCGGGCACGCCCGGAGCGGGUACUUCGAAGGCAUCAUCUUCCACCGUGUUAUUCCGAAGUUCAUGAUCCAGACGGGAGACCCGCUGGGCGACGGUACCGGAGGGACAUCCAUCUGGGGGGAUGAGUUCGAGGAUGAGUUUUCUGACGACUUGAAGCACGAUAGGCCGUACACCGUUAGCAUGGCGAAUGCAGGACCCAAUACGAACGGCUCGCAGUUCUUCAUCACCACGACGGCUACGCCCUGGCUCGAUAAGAAGCACACCAUCUUCGGAAGGGUGCUCUCCGGACUGGAGGUGGUCCAUGCGAUUGAGAACGUGAAGACGAACAAACUGGAUAAGCCGUAUGAGGACAUUAAAAUUAUCAACGUCGAUGUAGAAUAG